Scleropages formosus (Asian bonytongue) is the source of this 1579-nucleotide messenger RNA. It is a transcript of the gene mmachc, whose product is annotated as metabolism of cobalamin associated C. Gene Ontology annotation, molecular function: demethylase activity; FAD binding; cyanocobalamin reductase (cyanide-eliminating) (NADP+) activity. Gene Ontology annotation, biological process: cobalamin metabolic process. Lineage: Eukaryota; Metazoa; Chordata; Actinopteri; Osteoglossiformes; Osteoglossidae. Gene Ontology annotation, cellular component: cytoplasm. The coding region runs from base 1 to 894 and encodes 297 amino acids. The record is from RefSeq and is a predicted model, not a curated record. The transcript has 5 exons.
AUGUCUGCCGCGUACAGACGUUUCAAAGAGGGCUUCUGGGAAUUGAAGUGUAACGUUUUUUCGAAGAACAACAUUUCCCAGAAUUACAUGGAAUCGAUGGCGAAACCACGUGUCACCGUGGAGGACAUAGAGAAGGGGCUUAGUGAGUUUCUCAUGCCUUUGGGUUUUGAAGUUUAUCCUUUUAAGGUUGGCUGGUAUAAUGCCGUGCUCAUACCGACCCUCCAUCUUUCAUACCCGGAUCACACAGUUGCGGUGGUGGUCUUGAGCACUCCCAAAAUGUUUGAACAAGCUUUCAAACCCUUCCUGAAGAGAGAGAGUUUCAAAGGCCUCAACGAUCCCAUUGAUCAAUGUGUCGCAGACUGCAUCUCAACCUGUGUAUCUCAGUGUUUCCCAGAUCAGCCUGUUGACAUCAGCUAUGAUUAUGAAAUGCUCCCAAGCAGGAAACCAAAAUUCUUGGCACAGACUGCUGCCCAUGUUGCUGGAGCAGCUUACUACUACCAAAGGACAGACAUCACUAAUGACCCAUGGGGAGAGAAGAAAAUGUUUGGAGUUUGUAUUCACCCCAGGCUGGGCGGCUGGUUUGCCAUAAGGGCUCUGCUGGUCUUCCCAAGUGUGGUAGUAGAUGAAGAGUUGAUACAAAAGCCCCCUCCAGAUUGUGUCCCCUCUCAGGAGGACAGAGUGGAGCUCCUGGAGAGGUUCAACUUCCGCUGGAAAGACUGGAGCUACAGAGAUAUCAUCCCAUCAGUCCAGUGCUACUCUGAGGAACAGAAAACCUACUUUUCCACUCCUCCAGACCAGCGGGCAAUGCUGCUGAGACAGUGGGGUUUUUCGGCAGGAGAGAAAUCGGGACUGCAGCUCCCGGAUGGCAACAAAGGAGAGGAGGGCCCAAGAUGAUUCUCUGAUUUUCUCAACACGAUUCUCUUUUUUUUUGCUUGUUGGUAUGAACGUUCAUACAUUUACAUUUAUUCAUUUAGCAGACGCCUUUCUCCAAGCAAUUUACAUCUCGUAGAAAAUAAGACACUACAGAGGAUUGUGUACGUUGUGUGUAUGUAUCAUUAAACACAUGACAAACUGUUUUUAUAUUCCAACAAGUUAGAUUCUGAUAUUUUCAGUUAAGUAAUGGUAGCUAAUGGCGAGUCAAAGGGACCGUAAUAUACUGGGCUACAUUUAUUUUGCCAUGAUGUCGUCCGGGAGCUGGAGGCGGACCCAAUUGCGGAGCACUCCGGAGUCGGCGGGGUGAGACAGAAACCGUGGUCAGGGACAGGCGUGGGUCUUCUACGGCAAACUUCGUUUAAUGGACAAUCCAAAAUCGUAGUCAAGAAGUCAGGCGAGGGGUCAAAACACAGAUCGAGAAACCACAGGAAGGAAGGGGUCACGGGAGAGGACGUCGGGUUAUGGACAGGGGAUGAGGAGGAGAGUAAGGAGCAGGUUUGUGCAAGCACGGACGCUGGUCGGGUCGGCGAAUCAAGGUUCCGCAUUUGUCUCGGUUAGACUUCUCCCUUUUAUCUUGCUUGGUCCAGGUGUAUCCUAUCCUCGCGAUGGCAUGGGCGUGGCAUGACCCCCCCUCCUAGGAGCGGCU